AUGCGAGCCGCCUCGCUGCAGCUCCUCCCGGCCGCCGCCGUUUGCCUGGCCGGGACCGCCGCCGCCGCCUUCCACCAGGCCGUCCCAGCCUACCUCUCGACCGCCUCCGCCUCCGCCCCCGCCGCCGCAAACCUCCCCGACAUCAGCCCGCACAUCAAGGCCUACAACCUCUCCGUCCCCGUCGACCACUUCCACAACGAGUCCAAGUACGCGCCGCACUCGCACGACACCUUCCCGCUGCGGUACUGGCUCGACACCACGCGCUACCGGCCCGGCGGGCCCGUCAUCCUGCUGCACUCGGGCGAGUUCGACAGCACCGGCCGCCUCGCCUACCUGGACCACGGCAUCGUCAAGAUCCUCGCAGAGGCCCUCGGCGGCGUCGGCGUCGUCCUCGAGCACAGAUACUACGGCACCAGCUGGCCGGUGCCGGACGCCAGCGCGGCCAACAUGCGCUUCCUCACCACGGACCAGGCGCUCGCCGACACGGCCUUCUUCGCGCGCCACGCCUCCUUCCCCGGCCUGGAGCACCUCAACCUGACCGCGGGGGAGGCGGCGCCGUGGAUCAUCUACGGCGGGUCGUACGCGGGCGGGCUCGCGGCGCUGGCGCGCAAGCUGUACCCGGACGUCUUCUGGGGCGCCAUCUCCUCGUCGGGCGUCACCGCGGCGGUGGAGCGCUUCUGGCAGUACCACGAGGCGUUCCGCAACUUUGCGCCCGCGGGGUGCUCCGACGCGCAGCAGGCGCUGACCGACAUCAUGGACAGGAUCCUGUUCGGGGAGGACCGCGCGGAGGCGGAGGCGCUGAAGCGCAUGUUCCACCUGGACGGGCUGCGGGACGACGAGUUCGGGUCGGUGGUGAGUGGCGCGCUGGGAGGGCUGCAGGCGACGAACUGGGCGACCGAGGACGACGAGGACGCGCUGGCCUUUUACUGCGCGGCCAUCACGUCGACGGCGCGCCUGUUCGCGAGCACGGCGCACCUGGAGGACAAGGCAAGGCACUUUGCGAGGCUGGGCGGGCGAAGCGGGCGGGACCUGGAGCGGCGGACGGCACAGAUGCUUAACUGGGCGGGCUACGUGCGCAACAUGAACAAGAAGGCGAAGCGGUCCGGCUGCAAGGGCCAGUCCAACGCCGAGUGCUACUCGAACCGCCACGUGCCCGAUGACACGACCGUCACCAACGACAUGUCGCGUCCCUGGCUGUGGCAGACUUGUACAGAAUGGGGUUACUUUCAAAACGGCGAGCACGUCCCCUCCGACCGGCUGCCGCUCCUCUCGCGCGCCGUCACCGUCGAGUACUCGACCGUCAACUGCCGACGCUUCUUCAACAUCACCACCCCGCCGGACGUGGACGCGAUCAACCGCCACGGCGGCUUCGGGAUCAGCUACCCGCGGCUGGCCGUCAUCGACGGCAUGCAGGACCCGUGGCGCGCGGCGACGCCGCACGCGGACGGCCAGCCGGGGCGCGCGUCGACGACGGAGCGGCCGUUCCUGACCAUCGACUGGGGCGUGCACCACUGGGACGAGUUCGGCGCGCGGGAGGGGGCGACGGAGGGCGGACUGCUGCCGCCGCGGCAGGUGGCGGAGAAUCACCGCCGGCAGGUCGAGUUCGUGACGGCCUGGCUGGCGGAGUGGAAGAAGACGCGCAAGGGGGAGGCAGAGGAAGGGUUUGGGGAGCUUUGA
Cordyceps fumosorosea ARSEF 2679 is the source of this 1677-nucleotide messenger RNA. RefSeq names its product Peptidase S28. Lineage: Eukaryota; Fungi; Ascomycota; Sordariomycetes; Hypocreales; Cordycipitaceae. The transcript has 2 exons. Gene Ontology annotation, biological process: proteolysis. The record is from RefSeq and is a predicted model, not a curated record. The coding region runs from base 1 to 1677 and encodes 558 amino acids. Gene Ontology annotation, molecular function: dipeptidyl-peptidase activity; serine-type exopeptidase activity.